CAGCCAGCGCUUCCCGGCAGAGCCCCUCCGCGGCCUGGCCCUUUAAGAGCCGAGCCUCCAGAGGCGGACUCCCCUGCUUCCCCCCCGUUCCCGGCAUGCUCCGGGGUGGGAUAGACUCUCUAGCCGCCGUCUCGGCGGGGCGGGUUUGUUGUGGGGCCGCCGCCUGGUGGCUGUGACCGGGCCCGCGGUGGGGAAGUUUCUUUCAGUUCUAUGAUUCUUCCUUAGCAGGCCACCUAAUAUCCCAUGGAAGCCAAUUAAGUGUCACACUGUAUUUGGUACAUUCAAGAAGCACAGCAGAUAUGUCCCUCAAAAAUGUACCGUGAGAGUUCAGCAGCAAAAAUGCUAGAAGACUAAGGCAUCAACUUACACAUCAUCUCAGAAAUAGAACUCAAUGGAUCAUCUGAAAAAACUUGCCAGUGCGCUGAUCAGCAUACUCCAAUAUUCUAGGAGAUUGUCCUCAUGAAUACUCUUGUGGAGGAUGUCCAUGAUCCUCUUUGCUUGUGUGGUGAGAGUGAGGGACGGACUUCCACUUUCAGCCUCUACGGAUUUUCAUCUCAACCAGGACUUUCUUGAAUGCAGGAAGAGACUGAAGGCGUUAUCCUUAAUUCUGGCACAGUAUCCUGCUCGAGGCACAGCAACAGGACGUGGCUUCAGCAUACAUUUUCAUUCUUCUGGGGACAUCGCCUGCAUGGGGAUCUGCACCAGUAGUUGCCCAACCGUCAUGGCAUUUUGUUUCCUGGAGGAGCUCCAGUGGAAAUUUUCUGCUUCAUAUGACUCUACGAGCAUAAGUUUGGCUACCAGACCCUAUGCUUUUCUUGAAUUUGAUAAUAUUAUUCAGAAAGUGAAAUACCAUUUCAACUACACAAGCUGCUCUCAAAUGAAGGACAGCCUGGAGAAAAUUCAGGAAGAGCUGAAGUUCCAUCCUCCUGUGCUUCUGAAACUAGAGGAUACAGAGCUGAUGAACGGGAUGAUUAACGGGCACACAGAAGUGCAGAUGGGGUCUGCCCCUACCUACAGAAUGCAACCUGUGACUCCUUUGGGGAUUCUGUCCCUUGUUCUCAACAUCAUGUGUGGGGCUUUGAACCUCAUUCGAGGAGUUCAUCUAGCAGAGUAUUCUUUUCAGGAAGACUACGAGGGAACUGGAAAUGUAAUAGCAUUUCUCCUUUCUUUUCUAGCCUGCAUUUUUCAGGUAUGUUAAAUUUAGCUAUUGUGCUCUGGCACUCUUCCUGCAUUUUUCAUCUGCUGCGCUGCAUCUAACAAACAUUUGUUGAGUAUGAUCAGUGAGCAGAAUAGGAGACUCAGAAGCACAUUGGCUGUUCACUGGGUGAAAUUCUGCGUUUGGAUGCAUACAUGACACAGGAGCAAAAAUUGGCCAUUGGGUAGAGUCAAUGUACAAAUGGAGCCUUCACAUUUCUAACCCAUUAUGCAUCUAUUGACUAAUCGCUCCUCUCAACCCCUCAGCUGUAGGUUUAUCUAUCCCCUUCAUUGUACAGAUCUCUCAAGAACUAUUCUGGUUUAAAGUAGCCCCCACAUAAACCACUAGUUAAAUGAAAACUCCCCAAAGCAGCAAUAGAUAUGCUUUGUGCUAUUCCGGCAUUGUAGCGUUUUCUCUAACCGCUUGAAAGAGCGGGGUCGUACAAACUUCAAAAGCCUUGAGCCAUCAUUUUAAUUAUAUUAACUAGUUUUAAAACUCUUUCACACUUAAACAUUUUCUAAAGAGAAUCCUUAAGAUACUGUAGCACAAUCCUUGUUUUUCCAUUGUCUCACUGCCAUAAUGUAUAACGAGUCACCAGAAUUGUUUGUGAAUCUGAGACAAAUCCAGGGCCUGCUAAGUUUUAUUCCAACUCUGCCAUUGACUCAGUGCAGCCUUGAAUAAAUCUCAACUUGUCAGCCUUCGUCUUUCUAUCUGUAAAAUGACAAUUACGCACUGUAGCGGGGGGGGCUUGGCUCCUGCCCCUGUUGUGCUGACAAAGUCAGUCCAAGGCCCUGGGCUUCAGUAACCACUGGUGCCGUUUAUUUACAAGUUGUGCUCCCACCGUCUUUUCACCAUACACCGCUUGGGUUCUAGUGUCUGCGCCCAGGAGGGAAGAGCUAUCGCUCUGCUUCCACUCCCUCGCUCCUCCCCCCCGGCUUCCUUCCUCCCAGCCUUUUAUAUAGCCCCAGGAUAACUGGGCGGGCAGCUGUCUCCCAAUUAGUUGCAGGUUUUCUCUAGCCAGCUCCAAUUUACAUCCCUUAAUGGGGGCUGGCGUGACAGAGGGCUGAGUCAGCAAUUCUUGCCCAACACCCUGCCACAUGCACAUCUGUUUACUUUACAAAAUGGCUUUUAUGUCACAUUACUGUGUAUUUGACCAUUGUUCUUGCAUUCAGAAUCUCCUCUCUUUUUGCCAAUAAACAAUCCUGAGGUCAUAUAUGAAGAUCCUUUUGCAUUGCAGUCAUGUUGGAUUUUGCAAUGGACUCCUAGUCAGUAGGCAAAAGGAAUUGCUGAUGUUAAUGGUGUAACUUAUGCAUCAGGUGUGAGCAGUAAAGUAGUGUAACUUGCACUGAUCUGGCAUUUGAUGGAGUGCAAAAAUAUGUUACUGCAAUUUAAUACUACCUGUGGACCAGUUCUGGCAUAAACAGGCGCAACUCACACAAAGAUUUGUAACUUACGUUCUACACAGCGGCGGCUCCAGCCACCAGUGUUCCAAGCCGUGGGGGGCGCCCUGCCGGUCCCUGUGAGGCCGGCAGUCAGGCAGCCUUCGGUGGCUUGCCUGUGGGGGAGGUCCACCAUCCCG
Molecule: messenger RNA, 2774 nt
Organism: Trachemys scripta elegans
Lineage: Eukaryota; Metazoa; Chordata; Testudines; Emydidae
Gene: SEC22C
Product: SEC22 homolog C, vesicle trafficking protein
Exons: 7
Coding region: 479-1198 (239 amino acids)
Biological process (GO): endoplasmic reticulum to Golgi vesicle-mediated transport
Source: RefSeq, a predicted model, not a curated record